AUGAAUAGCGAACCAAAACCGACGCUGGCGGUGUCAUCUCAUUUUAUGACCACGGAUAAUCAGGACCAAUACAAAGGAAUGUACGCCACAAAUCGGUUAAGUAUCGCUAAUCUUCUGAGCUCUCCCUCGCAAGUGAUGCAAGGUGCAAGUGAAAAUUGGCAGAAUAUUUUUCUGGAUCGACAACUCAACGAAUCGUUACUUCCACAUCUCUUGCAAAAUCCAUGGGCCAUUAAUUUCUGGCUCCAAUUCCAAAAUUCUCAACUACAACCGCAAUUACAAUAUGCCGCUAUUGCUCGCAGUUUCAUAACAGAAAACCCGCUGGAUUUGAGUAAUAAAACAAUGAAUGCGCUUCAAAAGCUUGGUGCACUGAGCAAUGGUGACAUGAAAACCGAAGAUGAGGAAUUGACAACAGCCGAAAAAUCUCCAGAUGAUAACAAAUUGAACAAUUCGAGAAGGAACUAUACUAUUGAAGACUUGACGCAGGCUGUUGAUGCUAUUAGAGAAGGCAAACUUGGAACCAGAAGAGCCUCUGUGGUAUACGGUAUCCCACGCUCCACUCUCCGAAACAAAAUCUAUAAGCUCGAGGCAGAAGGAGCGAUUCCAUCAAAAAUUCGUCGGGGCAAGAUUGCCGCCCGACGAGCCGAGGCCGAGCAGAAACGAUGUGACGAGGCUUCUGCUGCCGCCGCUAUGUUGGACUCUUUCGGCAAUCAGUCUGACUCAUCCUCAUCGUCACCUCAUGCUUCAAUGUGUCCAAGCUCACCUGACAGCACAAACAGCAGUGUGGAGGGAACAGAAGAUACACCGGAGUCAAAGAAGUCAAGUUCCCCUUUGGAUCCCAAGUGGCUUGAGUCUAUCUGGCAGAACUUGUUCAAAACUCAAACUGGCGUGGUCCCAGCGGAGAACGGAAUGACCGUCACAACAGUUGAAACUGACACACCCACCACGCCAACACCAGAGAAAGCACAUAAAGUUCACGGAACAGAUGAAUGGAAGAGAAGCCGGCCGAAAAGAGGACAGUAUAGAAAAUACGACAAGAAUGCGUUGGAUGAGGCCGUCAGAAGUGUUCGUCGUGGGGAGAUGACCGUGCAUCGUGCCGGAAGCUUUUUUGGAGUCCCUCACUCUACGCUUGAGUAUAAGGUAAAAGAAAGAAAUCUAAUGCGUAAAAAGAAGGACUCUCUACUCUUCAAUAAUGACUCGUCUACCAGCGAAGAAGGAACAAAUUUUAUUCUAUCCGCGAUUUCUCAACAAUCCAACUCAUCUUCUCAUACCUCCACCCCCAUUCAGUUCCCGAUAUCUCUUGUUUAG
This is a messenger RNA of Caenorhabditis briggsae, 1305 nucleotides long. RefSeq names its product Protein CBR-MBR-1 (gene Cbr-mbr-1). Gene Ontology annotation, cellular component: nucleus. The transcript has 9 exons. NCBI's taxonomy places the organism in Eukaryota, Metazoa, Nematoda, Chromadorea, Rhabditida, Rhabditidae. Gene Ontology annotation, biological process: regulation of transcription by RNA polymerase II. The record is from RefSeq and is a predicted model, not a curated record. Bases 1 to 1305 code for a protein of 434 amino acids. Gene Ontology annotation, molecular function: DNA binding.